Molecule: messenger RNA, 3600 nt
Organism: Seminavis robusta
Lineage: Eukaryota; Bacillariophyta; Bacillariophyceae; Naviculales; Naviculaceae
Source: the annotation of a GenBank genome assembly
AUGGCGGAAGAAUCGACGGCCACUUUAGGCACUGAGCACAACGGUUUCUUGAAGACGCUACGUGCAUUGGAUGGGUAUCGCAAAGUUGCCCCUCAAGAUUUCGUUCGAGCCGAGGCAACGGAAAAGUCGCGGGAAGACAGGACCAACUCCAAUGUGGAUCUCUUUACGCUCCCCGAUGGAAGCGACAAGGAGAUUGCCGUCUGUCACAUUUCCAGCAUUAUGCCUCUGAACUUUGCACCCUUUCGUCCCUGGAGGACCACGCAUGAAGAUGUGGCCGUGAUUGCCAUGGCGGUGGCGCAUUUGAACUCUGGCGACGGAUCGAUUGUCCCGGAAGUGGAGGGACUCAAUGACAGAUGCAAUGUCCGCUUCACGGCCGAAAUGACAGACUCCAUGUUCCAAGGAGGUCAAGUGGUGAACCAAGUGGUAGAUCAAGUCAAUCGAGAACCAUCUUCUGAGAAACCCAUUCCCUGUGCCUUUUUGGGUGCCUACAGCAGCGCCGUAUCCGUCCCCAUGUCCAUUGUGACGGGCUUGUUUGGAUACCCACAGGUAUCGGGCUUUAGUACUAGCCCGGAGCUAGACGACUCCAGUCAGUAUCCCAUGUUUGCCAGGUCCAUCCCAGGAGAUGAUGGCAAUGCCGUUCCGGUCAUUAUCUAUCUGACCACAGUCUUGAAGCUAGAGCAUGUCGCCGUGGUCAAUGUCAAUGACGCAUACGGGAAUGCCUAUGUGGAAGGCCUCCGAAAAGCUCGAGACGAAUAUGCCCCGGACUUGACUAUUCAGCAAAUCCCGCUGGAUGGGGCCGAGGACAAAGAGGUGGCCGCAAAGGCAGCCGUUCAGAGUUUGAAAGUGCUCGAGUACCGAUACAUCUUUAUGCUGGCUUACAGCACAGACAUGUUUGAUGCUGUCAUUCUAGAGGCAUACAACGAAGGCAUGGCUGGGACAGGCAAGCAUAACUGGAUGUUUGCUGAUUCCUUUAGUGGUUCCACUGCCAGGAGGACUUUUGAGCCAGGUUCUCCUCUUAGCCUUGCGUAUCAAGGUACCGGCUACUUUCAAGUAACCGCAGGCAUUCGUGGAAGGACGAUCCAGUACGACAAGUUCCGAUCCAAAGCAGCAGCACUCAACAACCCGGACGAUAUGGACUACGUUGCUUCGUUGCUCCCAGGGUUUGGACCAGAAAAACCUUUUGUUGACGAUCCAACCUUUUUGAAUCCAAUUGCCGGUGCUUCUGGACCCUUCAUGUACGAUGCAACAAUUGCUGUAGGACUCGCAGCAUGCAAGGCGAGUGAAUCCCACGGCCUCAACUUUACAGGGCGGCAACACUUUGACAGCCUCUUGGGUACUCAGUAUUUGGGCGCAACAGGUCGUGUCGACUUUGAUCCAGUGACCGGAACCCGAGAUCCGUCCACGGCAACGUACAGGCUUGUGAAUCUAAUCCAGACCCCCAAGGUGGACCGUGAAUCUGGCGUGGAAGCCAUUGGUUUCAACGACAGUCUUUCAAGCGUUUUCCAGGAUGGCAACUGGACCGAGAUCCAACCUUAUGUUUUCAAUGACAAUACCACGAAUGUCCAGCCCGAUCUGCCACCGCCCCCGGUCAUUGCGGAAAGCGGCAACGAUAAUCUUGCUCUUGCCAUUGCUAUUCCCGUCACAGUUGCGUUGAUUCUGGCCGUCAUUGUGUUUCUGUUCUACGAAAACAAGCGUAAGAAGAGCGAUGCCAUGUUCGUAAUCAAGGAAGACGAACUCAAGUUCUCUGAUCCUCCCGAGAUCAUCGGACGAGGUACAUUCGGCGUGGUACUUCUGGCUGAACUGAAGGGUACUGAAGUGGCUGUGAAGCGUGUGCUUCCACCACUAAAAUCAUCCAAGAUUAGUUCUCAGUUCGGCAGUAAAGUCGGAAAGAGCUCAAUGACGGAAAAAUUCGAAAUGAGCACUAAUGAAAUUUCCAUGAGCAGAGAGUCUGGCAUCAGCCACAUGUCGGGGCAAUCUUCUGCCAGUACCGGUACCGGCACUGCAGGAGACGCGGGAUCAUGGCACAAGAUGAAAAAGGAUUUCCUGAAAGAGAUACAGCUGCUGGCGAAACUUAGGCAUCCCUGUAUCACGCUGACAUUGGGAGCGGUCACUGCAGGGGAACCCAUGCUUAUCAUGGAGUACAUGGACCAUGGGUCCCUGUAUGAUAUUCUCCACAAUGAAACAAUGGCCCUCGACGGUGACAUGGUUUUGGACCUGCUGAGCGAUAUCACUCGAGGUGUGCGAUUCCUUCAUGCUUCAGACCCGCCAUUGAUACACGGAGAUUUGAAGUCAAGCAACUGCCUAGUAGACAGCCGCAUGCGGGCUAAGAUCUGUGACUUUGGACUGAGUCAGAAGAAGCAACUUGGUGGAACUGGCACUCCAGCAUGGAUGGCCCCAGAAUUGCUGCGUUUUGAAAGUGGCAACACUAAGGAAACUGAUGUUUACAGCUUCGGAGUGUUGCUUUACGAAGUGAUUAGCCGCCGAGACCCGUACGAGGGCGAAAAAGACAUGAAAAAAGUCCUUCGUUUGGUAGCGGACAAAACUGUGCAGAAACGCCCUGAACCUCCUCGUCACAUGCCUGAACCGAUGAAGGCAGUCAUGCGAGACUGUUUAGAAGACGGCCCUCACAUGCGCCCAUCGUUUGAUGAGAUUGACAACCGACUAAAACGCAUGGACGUGGAAACACUGGGGUCUGUGACGUCCAAACACUCCAACAAGAAGGGUUCGAAUUCGGUGUCUAUUUUCGAUAUCUUUCCCCGCCACAUUGCCGAGGCUCUCAGGGACGGGCGUACGGUCGAACCAGAGCACAAGGAUUCGGUCACCAUCUUCUUCAGCGACAUCGUGGGUUUCACGACUAUUUCAACCGAGUUGGAGCCCAGGAAAGUCGCUGAUAUGCUCGACCGCCUCUAUACGAAGUUCGACGCCCUCUCUGCCAAAUGGGAUGUUUUCAAGGUUGAGACGAUCGGGGAUGCCUAUAUGGCCGUUACAAACCUUAUCAAGGAUCAACCCGAUUGCCACGCCAAUCGCAUAGCCGAGUUCUCGAAAGAGGCCAUAGUUGCUGCCAAUGAAACGUACAUCGAUGAAGAGGCACCUGAUAAAGGUUUCAUCGAGAUUCGUGUCGGAUUUCAUUCUGGACCUGUUGUGGCCGACGUUGUAGGCACCCGCAAUCCUCGCUACUGUCUUUUUGGCGACUCCGUCAAUUGCGCUAGCAGAAUGGAGAGCAAUUCGAAGAAGAAUCGCAUCCAUUGUUCUGAUGCUUCAGCAAAACUUCUGAAGAAACAACACCCAACUUUGCCUCUCAAAUCCAGAGGUUCGGUCCAUAUUAAAGGAAAAGGAGACAUGCACACAUAUUGGGUAAACGAAGCAGCCGGGACCGACACUGGCGGAAACAUGGCAUCGAAAAAGGAUGCGCUCCCUCUAGUCCUCGAUUCCUCGACUCAUUCAGCCACUCUAAGCAGCGUGUCAACUCACGAAGUUGCUGGUGCAGUACCUCCCGAGUCCUCGCCAGAACUAGGGGAGAAUCAAGCUCUGGAUCUUGAAGUUGGUGAACAACCAAUGCGACAAACCGCGGGAAAAGCAGCCAUUGAGAUUGAGGUUUAG